Molecule: messenger RNA, 592 nt
Organism: Polistes canadensis
Lineage: Eukaryota; Metazoa; Arthropoda; Insecta; Hymenoptera; Vespidae
Product: snRNA-activating protein complex subunit 5-like
Exons: 2
Coding region: 166-522 (118 amino acids)
Biological process (GO): transcription by RNA polymerase II; transcription initiation at RNA polymerase III promoter
Cellular component (GO): nucleus
Source: RefSeq, a predicted model, not a curated record
CAGCGAUACUAACGCCGUCUAACCAGCUCUGAAAAUAUAAAUAUAAUUUUCUAACCUCUUUCAUGAAUAUUGGUAUCUAUCUCUUAUAUGACUAUAUUAUUGUGAUUAAUUUAGAUCAUUAAAAAUUUAUUAUCGCAAAUACACUAAUUUGGAAUUUGAAAAGAAAUGAGUAAAACAUAUAAUAGACUUAAGGAGUUGAGAAAAUUUAGAACACAAGUUGAUAAAGAAAGAAGUGUUCUCAAGAAUGUAUUAUCUAAACUUGACCAACAAAUAGAUGCACUUCAGGUUGAACAAUUAAACUUAAUAAGUCUUAUAAAUGCAAAAAAUAAUACUAAAGAAGUUCGCAAAGAUACUAAUGAAGAAUCAUCUUUGCAAACAAAUAACCAAGUUACAAAUCAAAAACUAUUAGAUUUAUCAGUGCCUCUUUUAAUGGAUGUUAAUGAAGAAGAAAGUGAAGACGAUAAUAAUAGCAAUGCAUUUUAUGAGUUGGCUGAUAUAUUAGAAAAUGAAAUAAAUAACUAAUGAAUAUAAUGAUCUAACUUUGUAAAAUAUUUUUGUACGUACUUAGAUUAAAUAAAAUUAAAAUACAAAA